GCAUCAACACUCCCAUCCAAGGUCGCCAGCUCCAGUCCACGCCACUCAAACCCCCAUUCUCUACAAAACCACUCUCACUGCCACUCCUGCGAGUUUCCGGCCCCAAGAGCCAGCAAAUUCUUCACCGCCCACAAUGGCUCCACCACCACCCAAAUCAGGAGCUGCAGGCCUGCUCGCCCGCCAGCUGAAGGAAAUGCGAGGCGACAAGAACCUUCCCGGCAUCUCAUGCGGGCUCGUCAAUGACAGCAACGUCUUUGAGUGGGAGGUCAUGCUCAUGAUUUCGGAUGACUGCAAGUACUACGGCGGCGCCAACUUCCGCGCCAACCUCUCAUUCCCACAAUCCUACCCCCUCAUGCCACCAACCAUGACCUUCCUGACACCCAUCCCCUUCCACCCCAACGUGUACUCCUCGGGCGCAGUCUGCAUCUCGAUCCUGCACCCCCCCGAGGACGACAAAUACGGGUACGAGAGCGCGUCGGAGCGGUGGUCGCCGGUGCAGUCGCCGGAGACGAUUUUGAUUUCUGUGAUCUCGUUGUUGCACUCGCCGAAUGAUGAGAGUCCGGCGAAUGUGGAGGCGGCGGUGUUGUGGAGGGAGGAGCAGAAGACUGGGGGGAGGGAGUUUAGGAGGAGGACGAGGAGGUGUGUUAGGGAGAGUUUGGGGGAGGAGUAG
Messenger RNA from Pseudogymnoascus destructans, 670 nucleotides. It is a transcript of the gene UBC15, whose product is annotated as Ubiquitin-conjugating enzyme E2 15. Gene Ontology annotation, cellular component: endoplasmic reticulum; cytosol. The coding region runs from base 134 to 670 and encodes 178 amino acids. The transcript has 3 exons. Lineage: Eukaryota; Fungi; Ascomycota; Leotiomycetes; Thelebolales; Thelebolaceae. The record is from RefSeq and is a predicted model, not a curated record.